UCCUUGAUCUUAUCUCCAUUUGCUUCCAUCCUCUCUCCAGCAACCACACAACUCCAUAGUAGCCUUGGCUAGCGAGAGACCUACACAGGGGCGGCGAAGGAACGAGCAGCCGUACGCUGCUCUUUCACCAAUCUGGACAAGAUCAAAUCUGGACGUUGUUGAGUUUCUUAUUCCUCCGACCUGCAAGAUCAUGACAGAGUCGCUGCUUCUUCCUCUAGUGCGCGGCGUGGCCGGCAAGGCUGCAGACGCACUUGUUGAGACCGUGAGCCGCAUGUGUGGCCUCGACGAUGACCGCCGAACGCUGGAGCGCCAUCUGCUAGCCGUUGAGUGCAAGUUGGCGAAUGCCGAGGAGAGGAGUGAGACAAACAGGUAUGUCAAGAGCUGGAUGAAGGAGCUCAAGUCUAUCGCCUACGAGGCCGACGACGUGCUUGACGACUUCCGGUAUGAGGCGCUGCGCCGCCAGUCUAAGAUUGGCAAGUCCACUACCCACAAGGUACUCGGCUACAUCACGCGCCACAGCCCGUUGCUCUUUCGUUUUGAAAUGAGCAGGAAACUCAAGAACGUCCUCAAGAAGAUCAAUAAGUUGGUUAAGGAGAUGAACACAUUUGACUUGGAGAGUUCUGUCCGUAAGGAGCGGCAACAUCCUUGGAGGCAAACACACUCAAAACUGGAUGACACUAAGGAAAUCUUUGGAAGAGAUGAUGAUAAGAAGGUGGUGGUGAAGUUGCUGCUGAACCAGCAAGAUCAGCGGAAUGUGCAGGUGCUCCCCAUAUUUGGGAUGGGAGGUCUUGGCAAGACAACUCUUGCUAAGAUGGUGUAUAAUGACCAACAGAUCCAGGAACAUUUUCAGUUAAAGAUGUGGCACAGCGUGUCCGACAACUUUAAUGUCGUUGCUCUUUUGAAAUCCAUCAUUGAGUUGGCCAGAAAUAAAAGAUGUGACAUGCCUGACACCAUUGAGCUGUUGCGAAAGCAACUUGAGGAAGUCAUUGGCCAAAACAGGUUUAUGCUCAUGCUUGAUGAUGUGUGGAAUGAGAACGAGAGGAUGUGGGAGGAUGAUCUGAAGCCUCUUUUGUGUUCUGUUGGUGGACCAGGAAGCAUAAUAGUAGUCACAACUCGAAGCCAUAAAGUGGCCUCUAUAAUGCAGACCCUUCGACCCCUCAAGCUAGAAUGUCUGAGUGAACAAGAUUCAUGGCAAUUGUUUGCACAUAAAGCAUUUAGCAAUGGUGUAGAGGAGCAAGCAGAGUUAGCCCGCAUCGGAAGGCGUAUUGUCAAUAAAUGCGGGGGGUUGCCUCUUGCUCUCAAGACAAUGGGUGGAUUGCUGAGUUCAAAGGAAAAAGUACAGGAAUGGAAGGCCAUCGAAGAAAGUAACAUUGGGGAUAAUGAUGGAGGCAAAUAUGAGGUCAUGCCCAUACUGAAGUUAAGCUACAAACACCUGUCCUCUGAAAUGAAACAAUGUUUUGCAUUCUGUGCAGUUUUUCGCAAGGAUUAUGAGAUGGAGAAGGAUAGGUUGAUCCAACUAUGGAUGGCAAACUGCUUUAUUCCAGAAGAGGGAACAAUGGAUUUAGUACAGAAAGGAGAAUUCAUUUUUGAUGAGUUGGUUUGGAGGUCCUUCCUCCAAGAUAAGAAAGUGGUAGUCAAAUCUGCAAUCCAUCAUGGUGACACACAAUAUAAGACAGUUGUAUGUAAAAUGCAUGACUUAAUGCAUGAUCUAGCAAAAGAUGUCACAGAAGAAUGUGCAAGUAUAGAAGGAUCGUCUCAGCAGAAAGCAUUGUUAAAAGGUGUUUGUCACAUGAAAAUGUCAAAGGCUGAAUUGGAACGAAUCAGUGGGUUAUGCAAAGGCAGAACAUACCUCCGCACUUUAUUAGCUCCAUCAGAAUCAUGGGACGAUCAUAAUUAUAAUUUUCCAAGCAGAUCACACAAGGAUAUUAAGGAGUUGCAACAGGUAUUGGCAUCACUAAGAGCAUUGCAUUGCCCCCCUUCUCCAACUGUCAUUUGCAAGGCCAUAAAUGCAAAACAUUUACGAUAUCUUGACCUCUCUGGGUCUGACAUCGUGAGGUUGCCAGAUUCAAUAUGUGUGUUGUAUAACCUGCAAACACUGAGGCUCAUAGAUUGCAAGGAGUUGCAACAGUUACCAGAAGACAUGUCAAGAUUGAGAAAGCUCAUCCAUCUUUAUCUUUUUGGUUGUGAUAGGCUCAAAAGUAUGUCUCCAAACUUUGGUCUACUGAACAACCUUCACAUAUUAACAACAUUUGUAGUGGAUACCGGAGAUGGCCUUGGGAUAGAGCAGCUCAAAGAUUUACAAUGCCUUAGCAAUAGUUUGGAAUUGUUGAAUUUGAGCAAGAUAAAGAGUGGCGAGAAUGCAAGAGAAGCCAACCUCAAUCAGAAGAAAAAUCUAAGUGAGUUGUUCUUCUCUUGGGACCAAGAAAUAGAUGAUGGGCCUAGAGAUAUUGCAUGUAAUGUGGAAGAAGUGCUUCAGUGCUUAGAACCUCAUAGUAAUAUCCAGAAAUUGGAGAUAUGUGGAUAUGGUGGCCUAGAAAUAUCACAAUGGAUGAGAAAGCCUCAGAUGUUUGACUGCUUGAGAGAACUCAAAAUGUCUGAUUGCCCAAAAUGCAAGAGUAUCCCUGUAAUAUGGCUCUCAGUCUCUCUAGAGAUUUUGGUCUUAAAGAUGAUGGAUAACCUGACAACAUUAUGUAAUAACCUUGAUGAGGAAUGUGGAGGAUGCAUUACCCCUCUGCAAAUUUUCCCUAGGUUGAAGAAGAUGAGGUUGAUUGAGUUACCAAGCCUGGAGAUAUGGGCAGAAUAUAGUGUGGGAGAGCCUAGUAAUAACCUGGUAACAUUCCCAGUGCUUGAAGAGCUAGAGAUCAAAAAUUGCCCCAAGCUUGCAAGUAUUCCAGUGAUCCCCAAUGUCAGCAACUUGACAAUACUUGGAGUUCACAGUAUUGCAGUCGGUUCAGUUAUUAUGUGUAUCCAUUUAGGCUCCUGGCCAUUUCUGGUCCGCUUAACUCUUGGGUCUCUCGAAGACAAACCCAUGUUGCCUCUAGACGCCCAGCAAGGCCAAAGUGAAAUACCUCUUGAAAAACUUGUGUGGUUGACUCUGGAAGGCCCCAACAGCUUGGUCAGAAGCUCUCGAUUGUCCAGCUCACAACUUAUGGUUUGGAAAUGCUUUUCGUUUGUGGAAGACCUGACGAUUGAUGGUUGCAGCAAUCUUGUCCAUUGGCCAACAGAGGAGCUCUGGUGCUUGGAUCGCCUCCGCGUUCUGUAUAUCAAACGUUGUGACAACCUGGAGGGGAGCACUUCAUCGUCUGAGGAGGAAACCCUUCCGCUGUCCCUGGAGGAAUUGAUGGUUUCUGAGUGCCGGAGUGUGAUAGCGCUGCCUUCGAACCUUGGGAAUCUGGCCGAGCUGAGGAGUCUCUUUGUGAGAAACUGCAGCAUCCUGAAAGCGUUGCCUGAUGGGAUGUGUGGCCUCACUUGUCUUAGGGAAUUGAAGAUUUGGGGUAGUCCAGCUUUGGAGGUAUUCCCGCAUGGUCUCCUGGAGCGGUUGCCAGCCCUCGAACGCUUAUUCAUAAAUGGCUGCCCGGAGUUGGGAAGACGAUGCAGAGAAGGUGGGGAGUAUUUCCAAUUGGUCUCCUCUGUCCCACGUAAGUGGAUAUCACCAGCUUGAUUUUUUGAUGAUGGUGCAAAGUAAAUCGGCAAAAGCAUGAGCGCCCUGGUCUGAAUCUCUGAAAGCAUCCGUGGCAUGAAGGAGGCAAUGGUCAAUCUUGCCGCUGUGCGCGCCGUGACCUGGAGGGCCAACCGCCGUCCUCGUCAGGCCUUAUUCGGUUGAGGUGGUUUUUGAAGGAGAAUGACAGGGUUUGAGGGGGAUUAGAACCCCUACAAGUCAAAAUUCUCUCCAAUCCACUCCAAUCUCCUUGAGAGGAGGAUUAAACGAACAAGGCCUUAAAGAGGAAGGAGCAGAGGAUGCACGCUGUGGGCCGACACAUCAACCAGCAGCAGAGGGUCUCUCUCUCUCUCUCUCUCUGCGGAGGGAUUAGCGGCCGCAAUGGUCAUUACUUCUCUCUCUCUCUCUCUGCGGAGGUCCUCUGCAAGUAGUAUUUCAUUUUUCUCAAAAAUACAUAUAGGGAGUAUGUAGUAAUGCACGAGCUGGUCGUUCCUUCAAUCUGAACAGCACAAGGCAGGUGUGACUCCAACACUCUUACAUUUCUUCUACCGUACGAAUGUAUCGCAAGUUAAUUGUGC
Messenger RNA from Aegilops tauschii subsp. strangulata, 4236 nucleotides. RefSeq names its product putative disease resistance protein RGA3. Gene Ontology annotation, molecular function: ADP binding. The record is from RefSeq and is a predicted model, not a curated record. Lineage: Eukaryota; Viridiplantae; Streptophyta; Magnoliopsida; Poales; Poaceae.